AUGAAUUUGAUGGAGAAGAAAAGGGAUUUAAAAUUGCAGGAAAUCAAGGAAAAUAACAGCACAAAAUUAGAAUUAAAGGAUAUAAUAUAUGAAAAUGAGUUAGAUUUUAGCGAAAAAAGAUCUUUUUUUUCAGAAAUUAUUGAUGGAAAUAAAAAAAAAGAUAAUUAUAAACAAUUAACAUCAAUAUUUGAGAAAGGGGUCUCUUUUAGAAAUAAACAUAAAAAGGAAAACAAAGAAGAUUAUGAUGAUUAUAAAAAUGUGGAAAAUUUAUCUUUUUUGAAUGUAGAAAAAAUACAUCCAUCUUUUUCUGGUAAUUUUGAAAACAAAUCUGAGACAUUUUUUCAAAAAUCAGCCUCAUAUUCCUCUUUUUUAUUAAAAGAUGAUACAAAUUCAUUUAAACAUUCCAGAACACAAUCUUUGAUGUCAUUAUCUUCAAUUAAUCCUGCUUGUUUCAAUUAUUCACUAGAUUCUUUGAUAUCAUCUAGUUUUGAAGAUUCUAAGGAUGGAGAAAGAUCCUUUAAUUUUGAAGAUGCUAUAUGUUGGAGUAAACUAAAAGAAAUUAAUUCUCAAAUUUUCACAGAAUUCUCAAAAGAAAAAUUCGGCUCACCUGUCUCUAUGUCCAUAUCAAAUAUUAUUGCAAUAGGAACUUCUAAAGGGCUCAUACUAGUAUUUGAUUAUCGUCAAGUCCUUAGACAUAUUAUUGGAAUGGGAACGAAAGCCAUGGAUUCUGGAUCGACAACAUCCAUAUCAAUAUCUGAUGAUUGCAUGUUUCUUUGUUCAGGUCAUUCUAAAGGAUAUAUUUUUGUCUGGGAGCUCAGGAUACCAACCAAUCCUGUGAUAACUAUAUCUCCUAUAGUUUCUGAUGCUUUUCAAAAUAUUCAUAACAAUGGUCACUUAGAUAAUUCAAAAAUAUGUCAUAUUGCAUUUGUAAACUCUUAUUAUUCUAUUGUAUCUUCAGAUAUUCAUGGAAUGACUUUUUAUCAUAUUCUGAAUAGGACUAUUAUUUCAAAUUCUCUACUUUCUAUUCGUCUUGCUGGGCAUUAUUUAACUUCUCCAUCUUUUAAGAAAUCAGAUAUUAUAUUAGCACUUACAUCGUUAUCAAUGAAAAAUUCUAAAAAGUCAUCAGAUUCAAUAAUUUUAAUAGCAAUACUUACAUCAUAUAAAUUAUCUAUUAUUUCUACAACUCCUGUUCUUAAAACUCAAUUCAUAAUGACAAAGCCUAAAUCGUUGAAAAUAAGCGAAUAUACAUUGGGAACAUUAAGCUGGUUUUCAUGCGAAAAAUUUAAGAAAAAUGAUAUUGAAAAUACUGAUAUAAACAAAAAUAAGAUCAGAUUGUUAUGUUCACGAGAAAAUCAUUUGUUUGUUAUUGAAAUAAGAAAGAAAGCUUCUGAACACGGCAAUUCUAAAGAUAUUUUACCCUUAUCAUUUAAGACAAUAUCUGAAUGGAAAGAAAGAGAGCCUGUUCUUGCAUCACAAUGGUUUAACAUGACAAUAUUAGUUAUUUUAUCAAAAUCUCAAGAAAUCUUUAUAAUAAAUGUAGAAACUAUGGAAUCUUUUUUCUCCUGUAAUAUUUCAUCGAAAGGUGUGUUAGUUAUGGAUCCAUUUAACGAUGAAUUAAUUCAAAAUAAAAUGACUAAUAAGUCUUCUGAGAGAAAUUUAAUGACUUCUACUAUGUUUUGUCAGAGUUUUUUUAUAUUUAAAAAGAAAUUUUUUUUACUGUGUAAGGAUAACGUUUUUAUAGGUAUUUUACCGAAUUGGGAACAUAAAUUGUCUUUAGUUAUUAGCUCAAAAGAGUUUAUAAAGGCUAUUUCUUUAAUGAAUUUAUACUAUAAAGGAAAUUGUGAGAAAAUAAUUCUUGGACUUCCAUUGGAUGAUGAUUUACGUCACGAAUUACUCCAGGAAAAACUAUUAAAAACAAUUGAUACUUCUUUAGAGAUUAUAUUAGAUGAAAAUUCUUCUAGUUUAAAAAAUAAUAUAAUUUCGAAUAGGCAAAUUAAAAAAAAAUUAGCAUUUGUAUGCAUCGAAGCAUGCAUAAAUAUGAAGAUAACUGAUUUCCUCUUUAAUGAUAUAUAUGAUAGAUUUAAGAAAACAAAAAACGAUGAAAUAUUUUUGGAGUCUUUAGAAACAUUUAUUUUGAUAAUGGGGCUUAAAAUCAUACAUCCUAAUGUUAUGAAAGAUAUGAUAGUAGGUUUAUUAAAGAAAAAGUUAUAUUUGCGUCUUAAAGACAUUAUAUUUAAAAUUGAUUUUAUUUCUCUUGAUAUUCAAGAGACUUUGAAAAUUUGUCACAAAGAAGAGUUAUAUGACAUCUUAAUAUAUAUUUGGACUCAGGCUUUUAAUGAUUUUAUAACGCCCAUUAUACAUUUUUUAGGUUUAAUUGUUUUUUUUUUAAAAAACAAAAAUAUUCAAAUAAAUCAAGAACAAAAAAAUAAUUCAUUUUCUGAGGAUAUAGAUAUUUUAGCUUCUCAGAUUAAUGAGCUUUUUUUAUAUUUGUCACAUUCAUUAUCUGGGCGAAUUUAUCCUAUCGGAUUGGAUAUGAACAAAAAUAUUUCAUUCCUUGCUAAAUCAUCUAUUUAUUGGUUUAUUUUUUCCGGAACAAAUAUUAUAUGGCCAAAAAACAAUGGGAUCUUAAUUAAAUUAAAUACAGAUGACUCUCAAGAACUUACAUUUCCUUACUUACGACUUAUUUUGAAUUAUAAUGCACAGGCUUUUUUAUCACUAUUGGAUGAUGUUUUUGGGGACAAUUUUUUAAAUGAAAUUGAUAAUAAUUCCAAGUCUUCAAGCUUUUCAGAAAUAAAAAUUACCAGACAACUAAUUAUUAAUAUUCUUUUAGAAAUAAUGCAGGAAGAGACAUAUUCUCAAAGUAUUAUUUAUCUUUAUAUUUUUAUCGCUAGUUCUAUUUCAAAGUAUCGACAAUUUAUACUUCUCUCAGGUUCUGUUCUUGAAAAAAUUCUUAUCGGACUUGCUAAAAAUUCUAAUCAAGACAUUUCAGAUCAAUGUCAAUUAUCAAUUAAUUAUAUUUUAUCAUUUUAUAGACCCAAUGACAUUGAUUAUUUAAUUAAUUUAUAUGAAAAAGUUGGAUUUUAUAAAGUAUUAAAAUUUAUUUAUAAACAGGAAAAAAUGUUUUUAAAAUUACUCAAAAUUCAUAUAGAAGAUAAAAGUGAGCCAAAUGAGUUAUUUCGAUGCAUUAAAGAACUUUUUCAGCUGCAAAAUCAAUCAAAAAACAAAAAGAUAUUAAAAAUUCAUAAAAUUAUCCUUGAAUAUAGUGAAGAAAUAUGUUCUAUAGAUGCUACUAGAUUUUCUCUAAUUGUAGAUAAGUAUUUACCGGAAUUGCAUACUAAAAUUCUUAAAAAGCUGAAGAUUCCAAUCAUACAGUAUAAUUAUUUAAAAUGCAUAUUAAAUUCUUCAGAACUUUUGAUUAAUAAGGAAAAUGUUUCUUCUGAAGAUGAUAUCAUUGCUUUAAAUGAUCAGAAUAAUAGUAAAAUAUGGAUAACUAAAGAUAUACUAGAACUAUUUAUUAAUUUUCUUUGCAGCUUUGAAAUUGAAAAAGUAACAGAUUAUAUAAAAAGUUUAAAUAUUAAUGAUAUAGAUGUUGAUAAUGUUUUAUUGAUACUAGAAAAUUAUAGGAUAAUUGAUGCUAUAGUUUAUUUAUUAUCUUUAGAAGGGAAAAAUAUUAUAGCAUUCGAAAAAAUUUUAGAAUAUAUUGCAGAAUCUAUGCUGGAAAUAGACAUGUCUUUAAAACUUGAAACAUAUGUAAAUGAUAUAAAUGCGUUGGAUUUUAAUCAUAUUAAAAAACAGCUUGGAAAUGUUGAAAAAAAUAUUAUUACUGGAAUAUAUCUUUGCGAACAAUAUUUCCUUGAAAUAAAUUCUAAAAAGAAUCAAAUUUUUCAGGAUUCUCUGAAUCCAUUUGAUUUAUCAUUAUUAAAUAGUAAAUUUCAAUGGAUUAAACUUUUAGAAGUUAUAAUUAAAAUAUCACAAAUUAUGUUAACGAAACUUUCUAAUCAGUUUUUAAAAAUGUCGUCAGAAAAUUUAUCAUAUAAUCUAACUGAAAAUAAGUCUUUAUUGAAAAUAUCUAAUAUUUCAGAAAAAAUUGGAACAUUUAUGCAAAAUUCAAUACAAAAUAUAUUUACCUCUUUAUAUAAUUUAACAUCAUUAUCGAAUUCUCACUCAAUUAUAUUUCUUCAUGUUUUAGAGCAAUUUUUUGAAAUUAUAACUUCUUUGUCUUUACCCAUACUGGAAUUUAAGGAAUUAUUGAUAAAUAUUUUUAAAAAUUAUAAAUAUGACGAAAGAUUACUUAUUAUUAUUAAUAGCAUUUUGCAUAAAGAUUUGUUUAAGCUUAUGAAAUAUGACAACCAAAUUAAAAAAAAGGGAAGUAAAGUUCAAUUUAAUAGUUGUGGAGUAUGUGAAAAAGACAUAUGGAAUCCUGAAGAUAUAAUUAGUUUUUUGCACUCAUUUGGAGAAAAAAAGCAACAAGAGGAAGUAUUGGAUGUAAAACAAGAACAUUCUUACUCUUUAAUUAAAAAAGGAGAUAAUUUUAUUCCAUCUUUUGAAGAAAAAAAAAUAAUAGGAAAAAAAAAGAUGCAUACAAAACAGAACUCUGCUGAUUUGUUGGAAUAUAAAGAUUUAUUUAUUGAAAAUGAAGUAUUUCCGAAAAUUAUUGUAUUCAUGUGUGGUCAUAAUUAUCAUGAAAAUUGUCUUUAUAAUAUUCAGAAAAGAAGGGAUUUUACUUGUAUUCUUUGCGGGACUGAUUGA
This is a messenger RNA of Pneumocystis murina B123, 4749 nucleotides long. RefSeq lists its product as hypothetical. Gene Ontology annotation, biological process: protein targeting to vacuole; endosomal vesicle fusion. NCBI's taxonomy places the organism in Eukaryota, Fungi, Ascomycota, Pneumocystomycetes, Pneumocystales, Pneumocystaceae. The record is from RefSeq and is a predicted model, not a curated record. The transcript is spliced from 7 exons. The coding region runs from base 1 to 4749 and encodes 1582 amino acids. Gene Ontology annotation, cellular component: late endosome; HOPS complex. Gene Ontology annotation, molecular function: protein binding.